AACAAGCAACCUGACAAGCAGCUAGCGAGCUGGCGUUAGCUUAGCCUCAGAGCUACCCAGUGAAACCUGCACUACACACAUCUGAUAAUACGGACUUUAAACUACAGUAACCACAAUUUUACACAUUUCGGAAUGUUUUUGUUAUCGGUAUUGUUAUGAAUAUUUAUUUAGUAACAGUGGUUCAUAAACUGAUGUGUUUAAAGCUUGGCUUAAGAGCUAGGUAGCAGUUUAGGGAGACGGCUGGGUGGUUGGUUUUCGAGUAUAGCUAAAUCAGUUAGCUAACCUAUAUGAUCACCAAGACUGACCUCCACACAGCAGAAAAUCAUAUAGGUUAGCUCUCUUACAUAGUAAUCUUUCAAGAAUUAUCCUGUAUUGAUCAUUUAAAUAAAUUUCAAUAGCUAGCUAGCUGCCUACUUGGCUAAUAUACGUGCACUUACGGAAUAUUAACGUUGUGGUGUUUGUCAUGUGCGCUUGCUUUAGGUGCUGAUUGCUUUCCAUAAGAAAUUGCUCCUUACCGGAGCAGAGUCUGUCCCUAAUCACAAGGGAACAUGGAGGGCUGGGCUAACUAAAGAAUAAAGCAGGAUAUGACAUCCCCCUAUGAGUGCAUACUCAAGCCUUGGAAACUCAGGGAUCUCCUCAAUGUUGUUUUUCUUUCUUAAUCUGAAAAAAAAACCAAUAACAAUGUCUGAGCUCAGCUGUCAACACAGUUCUUUGGAAUGAGAUCCCUGGCCAUGUUUAAGAAAUUAAGCCCAUCUACGUUGUCAGUAGUUGUAGCCGCGCUGCUGCCGCUUUAUCCCACUCCCCUUUUUUUUUUACCCUCCAAUAGUUAAAAUCAAGUCUGCUGAAGCAGAUUAUUCAGUUUAAUAGGUAACAUUAGAUUUAAUCAUUAAGGCCCACAGCAUUGAUCAUUAAGUGGCUGGUGUUAAACAAGUGCAAGAGAGAUCGAAUGAUGUGUCCACUAGAUGGCACUUUUGAGUCACCCAGCAUGGACAGCUCACAGAUUCAGAACCAGUGUCAUUGAGCAACCGGGAGAAACAGAGAGAGUAAAGGGCUUUACUGUAACUCAUGAAGCUGUUUUAUUAACUCUAUUUUAAGAUAUUCCAUAGCAUUGGCCAUUUUCAGUGUGCUCAGGCAUGGCCAUUUUCAAAAUGUUCCAAGCAGAUUAUAUGCAAUGACUGCACUGUUUGAAGUACAUUGUCAUAAAAGUCUCUUGGAUUAUCUGGUGCUGAAUAGGCCUACAUCACAAAAUGUCAUACAUCUCAUUAGUGAUUGUUAGCUAAUAAGUUUGCUGUUUGUUCAUUUGGUUUGUGGUUGACCCCAAUUUUUUUGCUGGGUUUAUUAAAGAUAAUGUUUUUCUUUUGCUAUUAUAUGAUAAAAUAAUCAUUGAUGUCUUGUAUUUUUUUUGUGGUAUUAUGAAUCCUGCUAUAUAGGCCAAGCUUUUCUGUAUGCAUACCUUUGGCAAAGUUCACUUGUUGAGUACUACAUUCUUACAUUAUGGAAGGAAACAGGUAUAUGAAAUGUUAAUGUACCUGUGGCGUCCCUGCAGUCUGUUCUUAAUAAUUAAAGUAGCAGAGACAACUGACCAGGAAGGAGGUGUGCAGUACUGUAGUACACAACAGGACAUAACCAGUCCUUCCUCAGCUGGGCAGGCAGCAAGCUCUUCAAAAUCAUCUUCAAAUACAAAGAAACACCAGAUAGUGAACUGGGAUCUUAAAGGUGUUGAUAGCAAUUAGGGAAAACUCCUAACAUCUCACAAUUUCACUUUUCCCUUUUUCUGUUUUUAUCUUCUGUAUUUCUACAAAUGUAAAAAAUAGCUUAUGAAUGAUAAGUGACCUUUGAAUAAUGAUGGGUGAAAUUUCAGAACAUUUAUGACUACCGUCUAUUUCUACUUUAGUAUUAGCCACUCUAGUAAGGUCAUAAGCAUUGUUUAUUUUUUCGCCCAUCGCAGCAUGUGAUUAUUGCAAUUACUGGCCUCAGAUCAUCUUUAUUCUGCUGUCUAUUCUUUAGAUAAGGGGCACAGCUGAACAGGAGAACAGUGGUUUACUCUUCACGGUUCAGCUGUACAUUUCAUCACAGGAAGUGGUGGCUGCUCACCUUCCUUUGCAUGCCUUCCCUGUAUAGUCAGAGCAAGAGAGGGUGUGCGCAGUUGGCUUUGUGUGUUCGUAUGUGCUGCGGUGCGCGCUUUCUUUUGAAGGCGGUGGUACCCGUGCCAUUUUGAGACGCGCGCCACCUGUUGCAGGCACCACAGCCGAGCUGUGUCAGUGAUACUGCAGACAGGUGAAGACAGCAGUUGCAUGCCGCGAGCUUUAGAGAUGAUUGUGAAAAGUCAUGGAGCCAGAGCCAGGCUUGUCUCCGUUUAAGCGCGUUUUCCUGAAGGGGGAGAAAGGGAGAGAUAAGAAGGCGCAAGAGAAGUCCACAGAGCGCAGGGCCCUCCACACCUUUCCCCUCUCUGUGCCCGACCACCGUAUCGACCCUGACAUCCUGCUCAACGACUACAUUGAGAAGGAGGUCAAGUAUCUUGGGCAGCUGACAUCUGUUCCUGGAUACCUCAAUCCGUCCAGCCGCACCGAAGUUCUGCAACUUAUUGACAAUGCCAGGAAGUCUCAUCAGCUUGCAGGUCAGCUGACCUCGGAGCAAGAUGCCGUGGUCAGUCUGUCAGCGUAUAACGUCAAGUUGGUGCGGCGUGAUGGAGAGGAUAUUAUCCUGCGAGUACCCAUUCAUGACAUUGCUGCUGCAUCCUACAUCCGAGACGACUCGCUGCACCUGGUGGUCCUGAAAACGGCCCAGGAGCCUGGAGGCUCUCCUUGUCCCAGCACAUGUCCAGAACUGUCGAAGUCGCCCACGCUGAGCUCUCUGUCUGAGAGUGGCAGCAUGGAAGUCUGCUGCCUGCUCGUGCUAGCUGUUGAAAACAAGGCAGCUGCAGAGGAGCUCUGUCUGCUCCUCAGUCAGGUCUUCCAGAUAGUCUACACAGAAUCGACCAUCGACUUCUUGGACAGGGCCAUCUUUGAUGGAGCCACAACUCCCACUCGUCAUCUUUCUCUGUACAGUGACGAUUCCUCCAGCAAAAUGGACGGUAAAGAGCCAUUCGAAGGAGGAUCAGGCACAUUCUUGUUUCAGAGCUUUCUGGAGACUGCGGGACACUCUCCCUGUCCCUCCCCCUCGUCCACGCCAGCCUCGCCGCAGGACAAAACGGCUAGUGAGAGUGAACUAAGCACAACCGCAGCUGAGUUGCUGCAGGACUAUAUGACUACACUGAGAACAAAGCUAUCCUCUCAGGAGAUUCAGCAGUUUGCCACACACUUGCGUGAGUACAGGAAUGGUGCCUCCAUCCAUGAAUUUUGUAUCAACCUGCGGCAGCUUUACGGGGACAGCAGGAAGUUCCUCUUACUCGGCCUGAGGCCCUUCAUCCCAGAGAAGGACAGCCAGCAUUUUGAGAACUUCCUUGAGACCAUUGGCGUGAAGGAUGGCCGUGGCAUCAUCACUGACAGCUUCGGCCGCUACAGGCGCACGGCCAGCUCUGCCUCUGACUCCACCACCAAUGGCAACGGAGCAGCAGGUGGCUCUGACGAAGGAACAGCGCCUUCCGAGGGUGACGAGUGGGAUCGCAUGAUCUCAGACAUCAGCAACGACAUUGAGGCGUUAGGUUGCAGUAUGGACCAGGAUGGUAUGGCACCAUAACAACGGUAGCCUAGGGUGGGAGCCAAGGAAGUUUCACAGUGUGUUUGCGUCCAAUCACCACUUGAUGAUAAACUAUCUAACUGCAUGGUUCACCAGUCCAUGUCACUGACAAAUGAUGCUGGAAUGUGGAUAUUUUGCCACAUGGGUUCAAUCUUGGCUUUCAUGUAAUAUUGCGACCAUGUUACCACCAUUCAAAUUGGAUGAUGGUGUUUUUGGAGACACUUGAAGUACACUUGAGUUCUUUUGGUAACUGUGCUACGCAUAGUUAGUUUUACUCCAUGUUUAUUGGCAGUAUCUGCUAUCAGUGAUGGAGAUGUUGCCUUUUUACUCUGAUCUGAGACCAGCUCUUAAAAAAACGGUUUGAAUUGCUGUCUUAAGUCCUGAGCAUUCACUGCAAUGAAAGGUUUGUCUGACAGCAGUUAACCUUCUCUUCAACACCACUUAAUUCUUACAAACUGCAGAAAUCUGCGACACAUAAUUAACAUAAUUGUAACUGACAAGACAUCAAAAGUGAACAUCUGUCUUUUUUAGAGAUGAGUUUUAGAGAUGAUUUAUAUAUGGUAUGGUUUCAAAGGCAAGUCAGAUGCAUGCAUUCAUCAACUUUUAACAGGGAUUUGUGUACCUUCAGUGUUAUGACUCAGGACAAUAUCCUGAGCAAGGGACAUGUAGGGGUUAUAAACACCAUAAAAAACUGAUUGUACAUGCACUCAGCAAGGAGAGAUGCUUUCUGUAGAGGUUUUACAGUACGUUUUCUUGUCUGUGGUAGCCUUGGUUUUUCCCCCAUGAAUGUCAGUUGAAUAUUAGGCCAUACUGUAAGAUUUGUGAAUGAGACUUGGCAUUUGGAUUAGAAUGAGUAAUGGAUGGGUUGUGCUGUACUUGGAUCAUUGUAAAGAAGUAUCAUCUGCCAGGAUAGGGAGAAUACCAUAGUGGCUUUUCCAGAGUCCCUUUGGGAGGUCUUCUUUAGUGAUCAUGUGGAUCAGAGGUCCCCUGUGUCUUGUAACAUAGUUUUAUGACCAAAGUGCAGUAUAUUUUUCUUUCUUAUUUUAGCUCAACUUGAAAUUUGAUCCACCAAGUGCUUUUAUUUCUGUCUUUAAUAUAAAAGUUUGUAUAACCUUUAAACACGUUUCAUUAUUACUAGGGCCCUGCCAAAUUCAUGGCAGUGAAAAUCGCGUCACUGACCGUAAAAUAUCGGAAUGCCAGAAAAUUGACAGUUUUGUUUUAUUUUUUUGUAUAUGUGCCUUAACUGGAUUGCUUUUAGUCAAAUGCCAGAGCCCCGUGCAUUUUUUUUUUGUCGCUAUGAACAAGUCAAACGAGUUCGUAGCACGGACAACGUCGUUCGAUAUGUGAUGUUACGCUGCCAUGCACAAGUUCUCAUUUUGAUUUCUGAUGCAGUUUUAAGUUUAAUCAGCACUGACAUUUCUGUUGUUUUACAAACUUUUGUUUUUAAUUAUAAACAAUUAUAAAUGCCGUUUUGGUAGUAUGAAGCUCCAGCACUAACGUCAGCAUGGCCCUGCUUAUCAAGUGUGAGCCAUGUCAAAAGCAUUCUGGUCAAAACACUUGAGUGUUUUCAUCUCUGUGAGAGCAUGGCUCUAUACAGUCUAUGCUGAGAGAGAAUGAAGUCUUAACACCGUCUCCCGAUGUUCAGUGCUUAUCACUCAGUUGUUAAUGUAGGCUAGUUAUUGAUCAAUGUUAGUGCAUGACAAACUAGCUGGCCGAAGCCAAGUUGCUAUCCUAGCCAGCGUAUGUGCCUAGUUAUGUGUUGGCUAUUUAAAACAUGCUGUGAAAUGUAACUCGAUUUGUCUUCAAAAAUGUGUGAAAUCCAUAAUUUGAGAAACAAGAGCCAUACAAUUCUCCCUUGAAUUUAGUACAACAAUGGCUGGUUAUAAUUACCCAUCAAUUGUUUAUGUGGACUGUGCCAGGUAGGGAACGUUAUCCUCUCUCUCUCUCUCAUAUAUAAUUACACACACACACACACACACACACACACACACACA
Electrophorus electricus (electric eel) is the source of this 5672-nucleotide messenger RNA. NCBI's taxonomy places the organism in Eukaryota, Metazoa, Chordata, Actinopteri, Gymnotiformes, Gymnotidae. The record is from RefSeq and is a predicted model, not a curated record.